This is a messenger RNA of Plasmopara halstedii, 551 nucleotides long. RefSeq lists its product as uncharacterized. The transcript has a single exon. NCBI's taxonomy places the organism in Eukaryota, Oomycota, Peronosporomycetes, Peronosporales, Peronosporaceae. Bases 344 to 544 code for a protein of 66 amino acids. The record is from RefSeq and is a predicted model, not a curated record.
CUCGAUAACACCGGUUGCAAGCUAAUUUGUUUGAGUGACCGAGUAUCUGCGUAAACAUAUCAUCUGUAUUUUCCCUAGCACCUGUUGCGGUCUCUUAAAGUAUGUUGUGUUGUAUGAAGAGCAUGGUGAGCUUGCACAACUCUCGUCAUGUUGAUUUGUUAAAUCCGUGUCCGGUAUUUUUAAAUUUAUCAUUCUGCCAACGGCUCUAAUGAGAGCCACAAGUCGGCUUGUCUUUCUUUGGUACACUGGUCCUAUUUCAAGUGCUCAGACGUGGAGGCAUUUCCACAGCGCUCUUACCGCGAAUGUGUGAUCUACCGAUACGUAGCGGGAGCCAAAAGUGGCCAUGAAGUUAGGUCUGUCUGGAUCGCAAACUUCUCCAGUGACUCACUUUUACUUUAGUCGACUUCAGCUUAUUAGCACAAAGAGCCUUCACACGCCUGCAACUUUUCGCAAUUUUACGAGCUCGCUUGCCACGUUCGGCUCGAGUUUAGGCAGCAAUUACCGUCUAGACGCUGGAAAAGCCGGAACUUGUCAAUUCUCAUAGCAAAAAU